Coturnix japonica (Japanese quail) is the source of this 1950-nucleotide messenger RNA. NCBI's taxonomy places the organism in Eukaryota, Metazoa, Chordata, Aves, Galliformes, Phasianidae. The record is from RefSeq and is a predicted model, not a curated record.
AACCUGUUGGGCGAGAAAGGUUGAUGGAUGCUAGUGAGGCAUUGGGCACUGGAAAGUGAACUGAAGAAAAAUCUUGAAGUCAUUCCAUCGCCAGAGGAACACCUGCAGGACCACAUGGCAGAUGAAUGUUCCACCUUACCACAGGGCUACUACAUGGGCUCCUCAGUCAAUAGGGGGUGGUGUGAGCCAUGGCAGCGGCAGCAGCAGAGGAAGCUCUGCCCCGGGGAAAUGCACUGAGGAGGGGUGGGGAUGCUUCCUCCACCAGCAUUGUUGCUGCCACAGCCAUCUGCAAGUGGUCAUCGCAGAACACCUCAAUGGUCACAUGCUGAGAACACUGCUGGGAGGGCUCAGCACACUGCAUGCUGCACCACAACCAGACUGGAGGAACAUUCGACCUCUCCAAGGACGGUGAGUGAGCAGGUGCCCUGUAGACAGUUCUGCUCUGCAGCAUCAUCUGCUCAGUCUCAUUUUCACUGCUGGUAAAUCCCCGAGGCCCAUGAAGUACUAUCUGAAUUAAUCAACGAUUCAGUCACAGUCUAGCUUCUAAAAAAUAUCAUCUGCUUUUCCAGGAACUGUGACUCUUUAACAUCACCAAAAUGAACCAGAGCAGCUGCAAUAUCACAGCUGACGAAAACUUUCCGCUUGUCCAGCUGUGCGUUUACAUCCCAGUAUUGCUGCUGGGCCUUUUGCUGAACGUGUUGGCGCUAUGGGUGUUCUGCUGCAAGCUCAGCAAGUGGACAGAAACCAGAGUAUACAUGGUCAACCUGGCUGCGGCUGACUGCUUGCUGCUCUUUACUUUACCUUUUAAAACACUAUCCCAGUUCCAACAGAUGAAGGCGGACAGAUGGUGCCUGAUUCUGGAAGGUGGCUAUUUCAUAAACCGCUUAAUGAGCAUUGGUAUCAUCACUGUUGUAGCAGCUGACCGGUACGUGGCUAUCAAGUAUCCCAUGAAAGCCAAAGCACUGCGGUCACCGCUGCAGGCAGCUUUUGUAUCUGGAUUUCUUUGGAUAGUCAUCGUCUGUGCGAUUUCCCUCAUUAAAAUGGUAGAAAACAGAGAUCAUGAUACAUUUUGCUUUGAGAAAUCUUCUGUCAAGCCCUCUGUCAUCACGCUGUGUGCUAUUAUCGGAGGGUUCUUCAUACCGCUGGUCGUCGUGAUUUACUGCUCCAUACAAGUCAUUGCAGAGCUCAUGAGAAAGAAAAAUGAAAACUGCCACAAGGAAAAGUUAAUCAGGAAAGCUGUCUACAUCGUGACUGCAAACAUGGCUGUGUUCAUCGUAUGCUUUUUGCCUCUUUACGUUGGGCAUCUCCUUCGCUUUCUAAUGGACUCCUUCAGUUCCAGCUGUCCUGUGAUACAGAAGAUUAACGACUUUGUUCAUCUUGCCUCAGUCCUUGCCAACACAAACUGCUGCUUGGAUGCUAUUUGUUACUACUUUGUAAGCAAGGAAUUUCAAGAAGCAUCUCCCAAGCUAGCAAGGUCCAAAUCUGACUCAGGCGAAACAGCUGAUGUUCAGCUCUCAGGAAUAACACAUCAAUGCCAAAUGUAGAGGGCUCUCUGUGUGUGAGAAUGAUGGAGGGGACUUUCUGCUGACGGAAAAGAUUCAGACAUGAAAAUCAACCCUCAUUCAGACAACCACUGCAGUCUAGAUGCUGGCACAACAAUCUCCAUCAUCACUGACAAUUCCCUGCCUUCUCCAAAUUUGAGUAAGAUGGAAUCAUAGAAUCAUUUCCCCAUAAACCUCAGCGAGUACAACCAGAGGGAAAAGUUCUUGCUGUCCAUCCCCCUACCUUGGGCCAGUUUUGAUGUAGCUGUAGCUGUGACAAGGAAACAGAAAUUAUUUGAAAUAUCAAAUAAGGGAAAAAAAAUCUCAAAGCGAAACUGUUGCAGAAAAAAUAAAGGUGGAUGGCUUUAUGUCACAAAUGUCUUUUCUUAAUAAUAAACACCCAAUCACA